Molecule: messenger RNA, 1391 nt
Organism: Thalassophryne amazonica
Lineage: Eukaryota; Metazoa; Chordata; Actinopteri; Batrachoidiformes; Batrachoididae
Gene: ubap1lb
Product: ubiquitin associated protein 1-like b
Exons: 5
Coding region: 218-1327 (369 amino acids)
Biological process (GO): ubiquitin-dependent protein catabolic process via the multivesicular body sorting pathway
Cellular component (GO): ESCRT I complex
Molecular function (GO): ubiquitin binding
Source: RefSeq, a predicted model, not a curated record
UUUUCAAAAGGAAACCGGAAAAUCAGUCUGGAAAUAAAGCUGGAACGUCAUCCUUGUCCAAUGGAAAGUUCCAGUUCAGAGAAACUAAACAAUGUUUUUACUGUCAGUGGUGUGCUGGUCUGUGGGUGUACACUAUAAUGCAGACAGUAACAGAUAUUCAUUAAAGUAAUUUUUGUUGUGAAUCAAACAUUUUGUGUUUGCCCUUUUUCAGUAAGUGAUGGAGGACAUCCUGCUGAAGAUACUCAUUAGCCCUUCACCAGAAGUUAAGCAAGAUGUAGAUGUUGUUGUUGUCCCUGACUACCUCUUGAUACUGCAAGAGACUGAGUACGAGUUCAGUCUGGAGAACUGGGUUUUAACAGGACUGCAGAGUGGCUUCACUACCGCACGCCGGCCUCAACUCUACUCCACGACAGAAGUACCACCGUCCUGUCCUCCGUACUGGAUGAUGUUCAGAAGCCCCCAGCAGAGCCGCCUGGCCAGCCGGCACAGCUCAGACUUCUGGGAGCCCAAUCCUCGACAGCGAUCUUACAGCCUCAACCCUGCUAUUCUACGCAGCAAGACGGCCAUUUCAGACUCUGAAGAUGACGUCAGCCCUGUGGAGAAAACACAGGCUGUUCUGUCAGAGAACGCUGGUGACCUUCCUCCUGGUUUAUGGACACAUGAGCAGAGCAAAGCUCAGAAGGCUUUCAUCCCAGACCUCCUGAGCCCCCACACCUGCCUGAGCAGCUUACCACACCAACGCAGGAAGAAUUUACGCCACCGUUCCCAGACCAUGCUGGAGAAGUCCAAGCAAGACGACAAAAGCCAGAGUGAAGUUCCCACCACACGACAAGAUGCCAACACCACUUCCAUCGCAGUGACCAAGGUCCCAGUCUUCAAGGACCUGCAGCCAGCACAUGAGUCUGCCGGUUCAGAUUCCCGCUUGGAUCCCAGGGGUUACCUAUCUACCGGAUCAGACUCCUCAGUGGAGCUGCUCUCGGCUCUGAGUCCAGAGGAGCGAGAACUGCUCGGGGUGAUCACUGCCAGGGGUUACCCCCUCCACACGGCCAUUAUCGCCCUGCAGAAGAUGGGCCGACAAACCCCGGAACAGAUCUUGAGUUACCUGGUGGCGUGUGAACAUCUGUGCCAGCGGGGUUAUGAUGUGGUUCAAGUAGAAGAGGCUCUGGAGAUGUUCCAAAACUCUGAAACAAAGGCAGAGGAGUUUCUUCAUCUCGUCAGCCAGUUCAACGAGAUGGGCUUCCAGCAGAACACCAUCAAAGAAGUUCUGCUGGUCCACGGAAACCACCGUGAACGGGCUCUGGAGGAACUGAUGAUGCGUGCAGCGUAACAGAGAUACACGUCCAUGCAAACUGCACUAAAUAACAACUUUUACAUUAAGGCCCCAUGUUUAG